AAACAUAAAGAAGAUGGCCAAAAUAAAAGCAUAAACACGAUCGGAGAAUAAAACAAGGUACAAAGGCCAAAAUAGAAAAUGAAUAAACUAGAUAAUCAAAGGAUAACCAAAUCUACCAAAUUCAUGCGCCUCAUGUCCUUCCGACAGUGAUGGAGGACUCCACGGUAUCAGGGGUCCUCUCUUCCUCGUCGCGUUUAGGAAAUCAUUGUUUGAUUUGGCCAUGACAAUAGGAACGCCAAUAUACUCGGACUAAGGAAUCUGUACAGGACCUUCUGGGUAAUGGGGUUUGUAGGAAUCGCAACCAUGUUUGCGGAUUUGGGUUCAUGGUGCAGGAAUUGGUCGACGACAAAGCAAAAAUUAGAGUUUCGUAAUUUGGUUUUCCAAGGUUUCAAAAAGAGUGAAUUUGUGGAUCAUCGUGAAAUUGGGAAUAUUUCCGGCUACGUGCUCAAACAGGUGAUCGGUGGAUUGCAAUUGUUAGAAUAACAAACCGGCCGCAGCUCCACUGGAAAAUCUGUUGAUAUCCUUCCAUCAUAUAUAUAUCAGGACGGCCCAUCGAGUCCCUGCCGAAUUCCUACUUACUAGCAAGAAGAAAGGGCAUAUCUCUGUUUAUGUCUUAAACUUCAGUUUUUCAAACAAAGGUGCAUGUGCCGUAGGAACUCGGCCAUGUGCAGCCCUGACAGCAUCACUUGUUUGUUCAACCAUUUUCCAGUGGGGAAAGUUGGACGCUAUAAAAAACAGUAGAAGCUUGUAAAAAGAUCCCUCCCCAAUAUGAAAUGAAAAAGAAAAAAAAAA
Messenger RNA from Rubroshorea leprosula, 792 nucleotides. Lineage: Eukaryota; Viridiplantae; Streptophyta; Magnoliopsida; Malvales; Dipterocarpaceae. The record is from the annotation of a GenBank genome assembly.